UCAUCUCCUCCCUGGACGAUGCGGGAACCGGGUGGAAGAGGCAUACGAGAGUCUAUGGAGGCGGAGUCUGCCUUGCCUGCGCAGCAUCGGGUGACGAUGGCCACACCCAUGGCGGUUUCUAUGGAGAGAACGUCUUGCCAGAAGAGAAGCGCUACUAAAACGAAAGAGAAUGGCAGUCCUGCGUUGAAACGAGAAAGAGAGAGUGGUCUAUCUAAUCAGGGUCGAUGAUACCAUUGGGACGGGUCCUUUUCCUCUGGGACGUAAAGUGGCGAUAGACGCAAGCGGAGCUUCAUCAGCAUCACGGCGGCGGCACAAAAUGGGUUUGGUAUACACUCUCAUAUCGGGGAGGUUCUUUCUUUCUUCACUUCGUUCAAAAUCUUACAGCAUUUUUACUCGUAUUUUCUGUUUUUUGUUGCUCAUACGGGACUUGUCUGUUCCGACUUUUGUCACGCUAUCUUAUUACAUCUUGGGUUACCGGGUAGGAGAAUGGGAGAAAGGGGUUUCUUUAUGGGAUAUAGUGGCAUGUACUGGUGGAUGGGUUCGAGGGUUUUCAUGUCUUCUCUUUCUGCAAUUUCACGCUUCACGAUGUUUAUGAGUUGAUGAUGAUUACGAUUGCCAAUGCCGAUUUCCGGUUUGGUGUUUCGACUGCUAUGUUUCUGUGUCUGUAUUGUGGAAAAUUGAGAGCAUGUAUGUAGUUGAGAGAAAGAGAUCCGGUGUAUGAGUGAGUACCUAGGUAUGCAUACAAUAUAUAUCUAAAUCCCGAAGCGAAAUCACGAGAUGAGUUUAUCGUACUUUUGCUGCCUGCUUAUACCGAUGUGAUCCCAAUCUUGGUUGCUGAAUCGCACCUCUCACUCCCUAUCUCCUGAGCCCCGUUCAGAAGAGCUGGUUCAUCUGAGGAAAGGCUCUGGUGUUAGUUGGUUCGUGCCUGGUUUCUGGGCUGGGAUGAUGGCUCUUUCUGGCGAGGUCUGCUUACAUCCCUUUUCUUCAAUUAAUUUCGCAAGCCGCGGAGACGAGUUCGGAGACACGAAAUAUCAAAACAGUCACCGUGGAAAUGGUACUGGAAGUCU
Colletotrichum phormii is the source of this 1067-nucleotide messenger RNA. RefSeq lists its product as uncharacterized. The transcript has a single exon. The coding region runs from base 317 to 595 and encodes 92 amino acids. Lineage: Eukaryota; Fungi; Ascomycota; Sordariomycetes; Glomerellales; Glomerellaceae. The record is from RefSeq and is a predicted model, not a curated record.